UAUUUAAUGACAUCAUAUUGAGGUUGGCAAAAAAUCCUGGCUAGAAUGCUGCUGGCAUCAUAUAUAUUUUGUGUCAUUGCACUGUCCUGACUGGUUAUCUUGUUUUGGCAGUUUGUGUUCGUAAAACAUAGCAGAAUGCCUACUGUUGUUUUGUCAUUAUUGUAAUAACAGUAAGUGUUAGUGUGUGCAUGGAUGCUGUAGUUUUUGCUAUUUAGAGUAUGUUGUGUACAUUUAUUUAAUGAUUGUAGAAGUCGACAUAUUCUUGAUGAUUUUCGUGAAGCAUACUAUUGGCUGAGGCAGAACACACAUCCUAAUGCAAGGGUGAUGUCUUGGUGGGACUAUGGUUAUCAGAUUGCUGGAAUGGCAAACAGAACAACAUUGGUUGACAACAACACUUGGAAUAACAGUCAUAUUGCUUUGGUAGGUCAAGCCAUGUCUUCAAAUGAAACAGCUGCUUAUGAGAUAAUGCGUGAUCUUGAUGUGGACUACGUUCUUGCAAUAUUUGGUGGAAUGAUUGGCUAUUCCGGUGAUGAUAUUAAUAAGUUCCUUUGGAUGGUUCGCAUUGCUGAAGGAGAGCAUCCUGAUCAGAUUACAGAAGCAAACUACUUCACUGAACACGGAGAGUUUCGUGUAGAUUCUGCAGGAUCCAAAACUCUACUCAACUGUUUAAUGUACAAGAUGUGUUACCAUCGCUUUGGUGAAUUUCAGACUGAUUUUAGAAUGCCAUCUGGCUAUGAUCGAACACGCGGAGUGGAAAUUGGAAACAAGAACUUUGGACUGUAUCGAGUGGAAGAAGCCUUCACAACAGAACACUGGCUGGUUAGGAUCUACAGGGUAAAAGGAUUGGAGAAUUUAGAGGGCAAAGAUCGAACAAAAAUCAUUGAAAGAGUAGACAGGAGAAGGAGACUGAAAUCAAAAGUAAGAAAUACACACGAAGGACCCGACCAAGAGAAAGAACCCUCACUCAGAAGCAAAAUGGAACCCAUUCUUACAGCUGAUGAGAUACCAGAAGUGUUGGACAGAGGAUUUCAACUUAUUCUGGAAACACUGGAAAAGUUCACCAAUGAAGGAAGUGGAUGGCGGUGGAUGGCAUCAUAA
Messenger RNA from Corticium candelabrum, 1098 nucleotides. RefSeq names its product dolichyl-diphosphooligosaccharide--protein glycosyltransferase subunit STT3B-like. The coding region runs from base 325 to 1098 and encodes 257 amino acids. The record is from RefSeq and is a predicted model, not a curated record. Gene Ontology annotation, biological process: post-translational protein modification. Gene Ontology annotation, cellular component: membrane. The transcript has 5 exons. Lineage: Eukaryota; Metazoa; Porifera; Homoscleromorpha; Homosclerophorida; Plakinidae. Gene Ontology annotation, molecular function: dolichyl-diphosphooligosaccharide-protein glycotransferase activity.